AUGCCGAAAGUGCUCAAAGGUCAUCAUACAGAUAAAUGCGAAAGUGGAAUUGCCUGUGAUAAAUGUAUCAAUUUGAUGCUUCACAUUGACAAUUAUAAAUCUUAUUUGAAUCCCGAUGCUAAGCCCUUUUCGGGUACAAAUUCAUCAAGAUUAAAUAGUAACAAUCAGUCUUUGUCUGUGAAUAAAAAUGUCAGCUUUGUGUCAGCCCAAUGUCCUGUACAGCUUAUCAACGUCAAAGAUGUAAAUGGUGAUAAAAGGGAGGCAUUGGUGUUUGAAGAUUCUGGAUCAGAUGUUUGUUUAAUUCGAAAAGAUUUUGCACAGAGGCUCGUACUACACGGCGAGGAAAUUACCUUGAAUAUGCUCCUUGCUGGAGGAGAACGGAAAAUAGAACUUUCAGAAACGUUUCCUAUUACAGUAUCGCCUAUCGAUUAUCCAUUAGUCGAGAAAAGUUUCAAAGUGUUCGUGGUGCAACAGCCUUGCAGUGAUCCGAAGAAGGUUUCUGUAAAAUCGUUAGAAAAAUUUAGUCACUUAAAACCAUUAAUUGAUAAACUGUAUCUAGAUGGAG
Molecule: messenger RNA, 565 nt
Organism: Lottia gigantea (owl limpet)
Lineage: Eukaryota; Metazoa; Mollusca; Gastropoda; Lottiidae
Exons: 1
Source: RefSeq, a predicted model, not a curated record